Messenger RNA from Camellia sinensis, 1220 nucleotides. RefSeq names its product peptidyl-prolyl cis-trans isomerase CYP21-1. Gene Ontology annotation, biological process: protein peptidyl-prolyl isomerization; protein folding. Lineage: Eukaryota; Viridiplantae; Streptophyta; Magnoliopsida; Ericales; Theaceae. The record is from RefSeq and is a predicted model, not a curated record. Gene Ontology annotation, molecular function: cyclosporin A binding; peptidyl-prolyl cis-trans isomerase activity. Gene Ontology annotation, cellular component: intracellular membrane-bounded organelle; cytoplasm.
CUGGGCUUGUCCUCAACCUGCAAAGACUCCAAUCCAUUGCAUGCUCAGAGAGACAGAGUCACAGAGAGAGAGAAGAGAGAGAGAGGGGGGUUUUCAAGUCUAGAGAGAGAAGGCAGGAGGGAGAGAGAGAGAGAGAAUUCAAUAUUCAUAAUGAGAAAGCAUUGAAUCAAAAAGGGAAGAAAGAUGCGUAGGGAGAUCUCAGUAGCUCUAGUUCAACCGCGAAGUCUUCUUCUGUUCCUCGUCGUCUCAAUUCUCAUUAUUCUCGCCUUCUCCAUCUCCCAUCGUGAGGAACAGAAGGUGGAAGAGUUGCAUGAAAUUACCCACAGGGUAUAUUUAGAUGUUGAUAUUGAUAAACAACGUGUAGGGAGAAUUGUUCUUGGAUUAUAUGGCCAAAUUGUACCCAAAACUGUUGAAAAUUUCAGGGCUUUGUGCACAGGGGAGCUGGGCAAGACUGCCAAUGGAAAAGCUCUACACUAUAAGGGAACUCCAUUUCAUCGUAUAAUACCCGGGUUCAUGAUUCAAGGCGGAGAUAUUAUUUAUGGUGAUGGGAAGGGUGGUGAAUCCAUAUAUGGUGGGACCUUUCGUGAUGAGAGUUUUAAGAUAAAACACUCACAUCCAGGUGUUGUAUCCAUGGUGAAUUCAGGAGCUGAUUCCAAUGGCUCGCAAUUUUUUAUCACCACAGUCAAGACCAGCUGUGUAAAUCUUCAUUUUAAACUUUUCAGGUUAGAUGGGAAGCACAUUGUCUUUGGUAAGGUUAUUGAAGGCAUGGACACGGUCUAUGCAAUUGAGGGGGGAGCUGGUACGUACAGCGGGAAGCCCAGGAAAAAGGUGAUUAUUGCUGAUUCUGGAGAGAUAUCUAAGAGCGAGUGGGAGGAGGGAAGCAAAAGCUCAGCAACAAUUCCCUCGUGACAAUGAAAAUAGCAGGUUUUGCAGGAUUCAGAAUGCUAAUCUGGUUGUAGUUACUGAUUCAUACUGUAAAGAAAUCAAAGAAAAUGAUACUGUUUGCGGAUCUCUGGUGUGCAUAUUUCACUGUGUGAUCCAUUUGUUCACUGAGAAGAAUAGUUUGUUCUAUCUGCAUCUAACAUUGUUUGUGUAGGAGACAUUAUGUAAAGCUGUAUUAACUUAUUAAUGGCACUUGUCGUGCCUAACUAUUGUUUAUUUGACUUGGAUCUGCCUGAGGUUUUUGUUGUAGCUAUCGAUAGAUUUGUUUGUUGCUGAGA